AUGUCCUUUCAGCUGCUUUCCGCAUCUGCCGCAACGACGCUCCUCAUCAUCAUCUCCAUCUUCAUCAUGCGCCGUCUACGGACCUCACAGACCCUACAAGCUGUGAAGAAGCCCAACCACCUAGACCUCACGAUCAGCUCACCAGAGCCUACCAAGCUCAGCAAAAGCCUUGCAUCGGCACUGCCCGACAGCGUCAUCUUUCCGCACGACGCCGUCGCCUUCAAGGAGUCGAUAGAUUCCUACUGGGCCCAGCAGGAGUGCGAAGUGAUCCCAGCAUGCGUGGUCCGCCCCCGCGACGUUCAGCAGCUCUGCGUGGCCGUCACUGUCCUCAAGCGCGAGUACGACGAGCGAGGGAAGCAAGCUGGCGAGCAAAAAGCCGAAGGACUAUUCGCUAUCCGCAGCGGCGGCCAUUCUCCGGUUUCCGGUGCUGCGAGCAUCAAUGGAGGUGUCAUGAUCGACCUUGGCCUCUUGUGUGAGGUGACCCCCUCUGAGGAUGGAUCGAGCGUGGUCAUCGGAGCUGGCGCCAAGUGGAUGGAUGUUUCCAAGAUCCUGGACGAGCAGGGUCUCGCUGUUGUUGGAGGCAGGAACUCUGCUGUUGGGGUGGGCGGCUUGACUUUGGGAGCAGCUCCAUUCUUACUCUAUUCCAGAGUUGACACAAAGGCGCAAAUAGGCGGUCUCUCUUUCUUCUCCCCCCGCUUCGGCCUAGUCUGCUCCAACAUCCUCAGCUACGAACUUGUCCUGGCCUCCGGCUCCAUCGCCGCAGCCUCUGCAUCAACUAACCCCGAACUCUGGCGCGCCCUCAAAGGCGGCUCCAACAACUUCGGCAUCGUCACGCGCUUCACGGCCCGCAGCUUCCCCUCCACCAAAAUCUGGAGCGGCUUCCUCUACAUGCCCGCCUCUCAAGCCGCCAAGGUCCUCGCGGGUUUCCACGAAUGCCUCAACAGAGAGGAUUCGGGCGGUUCCAGCACCACGUACGACAACCACGCCGCCGGCCCCAUAGCCUGCUUCUCCUAUAUCCAGAAACUCGGCGUUCAGGCCAUCUCCGUGAAUCUCGUCUAUACCAAGCUCCCCGAGAACGAGAAGAAAUGGCCCGCCUGCUGGAGGACCUCAACCUUCGGAUCGCUUUGGCGCCUCUGGAGCACCUGCAAGGUCCGCACCCUAACUAGCGCGACCGAUGAAAUGAACGCGCUCAACCCCCCCGGCAGGCGCCAGGUCUUCGCCACCACGACUAUCAAGAACGACCGUGCCACCCUGGCGGCCGCGCACGCCGCCUACUGCGAUGCUAUCGCCUCGCUCCGCCGUGUCAAAGUCAGGGGCUUGGUCUGGACACUCGUCCUGCAGCCGCUCCUACCGGACUGGGUACGCAAGGGCGAUGCGAAUCCGCUAGGCCUGCACGACUGCACUCAUGAGCCUCUCGUUAUCGUGAGCUUCACGGUCAACUGGGCCGAACGCCGAGAUGACGAGUUCGUCAAGACGACGACGCGCCGCGCCGUUGAGCAGAUUGAUGCCGUUGCAGCGGCUAAUGGAACGGGCCAUCGAUAUCGGUACAUGAAUUAUUGCGCGGAGUGGCAGAGGCCGUUUGAAGGUUAUGGUGGGGAGAAUUGGCGGUUCUUGCAGGGGCAUCCUCCUAAGCAGGUCAACUUCGACUUCUACUACAUGUAUGCGCUUAUCAGCUUUAUAUUCUUUCCCACAUUCAUGAAGCAGUUAUGGAUCAGUACCUCGACCGAAAUCAAGCUCCUCCAACGGAAAGGCAGGUUGGACCUAGGUCUGUACGAUUCGAGACGCUCUCGCCCUUUCCUCCUUGAAGGAAUUCCCAAUUACGGACCCAAAAUAUUCGCCAUCGGACUGAAGCGUCAUCUUUGGGAGAGCGCGAGCCUUAAAGAUAACGGGGACAUCUGCAAGAUGUCGGUGCAACUCGGAAACAUGGGAGACCGGACCGCUUUGGUUCUGUUCGACGGCGUUCGAAGAGGCUUGGAAAGAGCCAUGAAAAUGGUGAUCAUUGAAGAAUUUGUCCCCUUUACUGUUCCCGAGAUCAGGGAGAGGCUCGAUGCUCGUAUAUUCGUGAGACUUAGCCAUAGGGAAACAAAGCAUAGGAGGAUGACGAGGCCGAAUUACGGCGCUGAGGCUAAGCAGGGCGAACUCUGGGAAACGGAAGACUUCUUCGAGAAGAUGGUUUGGCGGAACUAUGUGGAGCAGCGCAUGCAGUUCUUUGAAGAAGAAAACGUUGAGGGCCGGAUGGAUGCAGAGAGGUGUAAGCAAUUAGGGAUUGUAGUCCAGGAAGGUAUGGAUGUUGAGGCGCAGGAGACAUUGAGCUGGGCUGUAUGUGCCAUGUUGGAGGCGUUGAAAGGCAAAUGUCUAUAG
Letharia lupina is the source of this 2361-nucleotide messenger RNA. RefSeq lists its product as uncharacterized. Lineage: Eukaryota; Fungi; Ascomycota; Lecanoromycetes; Lecanorales; Parmeliaceae. The transcript is spliced from 6 exons. Gene Ontology annotation, molecular function: oxidoreductase activity; FAD binding. The coding region runs from base 1 to 2361 and encodes 786 amino acids. The record is from RefSeq and is a predicted model, not a curated record.